Messenger RNA from Staurois parvus, 591 nucleotides. NCBI's taxonomy places the organism in Eukaryota, Metazoa, Chordata, Amphibia, Anura, Ranidae. The record is from the annotation of a GenBank genome assembly.
AUGGACUUGUACUUUCCCGUAGACCUCAGAAAGCUUGUGGUGGAUGUGGAUUUUAUUAGGAAUGGGCAGAUUGUGUACACAGGAACAACCUUUCCAGGAAUAGUUGGUCUUUAUACUGGGCAAAGUCCCCAAAAAUUUACUAUAUCUGCAAAUUCUAGAGAUAAUAAUAUCCUGUGGAAGAAUGCACUCUCUCUGUUAUUGGGAAGAUAUCCAGUCAGUUGGCUCAUCCGAAAUACUUUGAACAGUGCCCCAGAUUUUGACUCAGCAGUGAAGCAACUAUCACAUACAGAAAUCACUGCUGAGAUAUACCUGACCGUUGCCGGUACAAAACCAGGUGAAGGUGUGGCUAUUACUAGAGACCGAGAUGGAUUGGCUGAUGUUUUGAAUUUGAAUGCCUCUGAUGGAAGGUGGUUCCUUGUACAAACCAAUUAUGACAGAGGGACCCCACAUCCACAAUAUGACAACAGAAUGUAUGUAUUUGCACAUUCUCAAUUGAUGAUAGAACACUGCAUUAUUUAUACAUGCCAAUGGCUUAGAAAUGAUGGGUUUAAAAAAAAAAAACAUUUCUAUUCAAGGUCUAAUUUUGAGUGA